AGGUUAAACAAUGGGACCCUUGUAGUAAAACACAAAAACAGAAACAACAAAUCAUAACAAAAACCACCAUCCUCCUCCCCCUGAAUUCCAUCAAUCAUUUCUCCUACUUUUUCUUGUAUAAAAUCAAAUCAUCUCCACCAUAUUAAUUCAUGAUACUGCACCUGCAUCUAACUCUGUCCACAAGCCCAGGCCAAGGCCUAAAUCAAAGUUGAAUUAAAUCACCCUUUUUUAAAAACCUUUCAUUUUGUACAACCCCUUCUAUCAUUUAUCUUCUUCUACUUGCUUGCGGCAAACAACAAUCAGAGUAGCUAUAACUUGAAAUGGUAAUGUUGGUAAGUUUUUUUAAAGACCCAGAAUUUGCUAAUGUGGAUUCAAGUGAAAACGAGUCUAUACCUUUUAGAGGAACGAUUUUGAGGACAAAAAGUGGUAAAUUUUCAUCAGUUUCGGAGCCUUGCGUUUCUUGUACCACCUUCAACAUCUUGGCACCUAUCUACAAGCGAUUGGACCAGCAGAAUCAGAACGUACGUGAAAGUGAUUUCAGAGCAUUUUGGUUAGCUAGAAAUGAGAGGAUUGUAGAUUGGUUGCUUUAUGAAAGCUCUUCCAUUAUCUGUCUCCAGGAAUUUUGGGUUGGAAAUGAAGAAUUGGUACAAAUGUACGAACAAAGGCUUGGUGCUAGUGGCUAUGACACAUUCAAGCUUGCAAGAACCAACAACCGAGGAGAUGGCUUGCUGACUGCCAUUCACAAGGAGUACUUUAGGGUUUUAAAUUAUAGAGAGUUGCUCUUCAAUGACUUCGGAGACCGUGUUGCUCAGUUGUUACAUGUUCAAUCGGUCAUCCCUUUCUUGCAAAAUAAUGAUGAUAGUAUGCAACAAGAAAUUCUUAUUGUGAACACCCACCUGUUAUUUCCUCACGAUUCCAGUUUAUCCAUCGUAAGACUGCACCAGGUUUAUAAAAUACUACAAUAUCUUGAAACAUAUCAGAGAGAAAACAAACUCAGCCAGGUGCCUGUCAUGCUCUGCGGUGACUGGAAUGGAAGCAAGCGUGGGCAUGUUUACAAAUUCCUCAGGUCCCAGGGAUUUGUUUCAUCGUACGAUAUUGCUCAUGAAUAUACAGACAGUGAUCACAAGUGGGUUAGCCAUCGAAAUCAUAGAGGAAACAUCUGUGGUGUUGAUUUCAUAUGGCUCCGUAACCCUAACAAGUCAAUAAAACCAUUGAAGAUAAGUUGGGCUGAAGCAGCUUUCGGUAUAAUAAAGUAUCAACUUCAAAAGGCUCAAUUGAAUGAAAAAGAUGCCUUUGACUUUCUAAGGGCCGACAACAAUGGAAACUACAUAACAUAUUCGGAUUUCUGUGACGCACUGAAACAGCUAAAGUUAACCAGUCUUUCUCAUGGACUAAGUUUCCAGGAGAUGAAAGAUCUUUGGGUCCAAGCAGAUGUUGAUGGAAAUGGUGUUCUAGACUACGAUGAAUUUCUAAGAAUUUGGUACUGUACAUGUUCAGAACAUAUAGAUGAAGAUAGCAACUCAGAGGACUCGAACGAAGGCAUCACAAAAGAAGCUUUCGGUUUCGCAGUAAAGAAUGCGAUUCUCUUCCCCCGCGAAGUGGAGAAGGGGAUAUGGCCCGAGAACUACCACCUUUCCGAUCAUGCCCGACUCACUGCACUGUUCUCACCGGUUAGGUUACGGUGUUCACAGAAAAGCCUAUAGCGCCAGAGAGAAGAUAGACUUUGGUAACACAUUGUAAACAAAAGGAAAAAGAAAUUGUAGUUUUGGGAAUAUGUUUUUGUAUAGUUGAGGAAAAGUUGCUUUAUCACAUCCAAUUUAUUCA
This is a messenger RNA of Gossypium raimondii (Peruvian cotton), 1824 nucleotides long. RefSeq lists its product as uncharacterized. The record is from RefSeq and is a predicted model, not a curated record. Lineage: Eukaryota; Viridiplantae; Streptophyta; Magnoliopsida; Malvales; Malvaceae. The coding region runs from base 321 to 1703 and encodes 460 amino acids. Gene Ontology annotation, molecular function: calcium ion binding; 3'-5'-RNA exonuclease activity. The transcript has 11 exons.